Molecule: messenger RNA, 2886 nt
Organism: Vitrella brassicaformis
Lineage: Eukaryota; Vitrellaceae
Source: the annotation of a GenBank genome assembly
CACACACAGCCAUGAGUUUUAGUGUCACCCUCUCUGUCUGCAGUAGCACCAGAAACAGCAGCCAGCAGCAAUCUGUACAUUUCGCACAUCCAAACACCAGCAGAACCACAGGCACACCCACCCACCCACCCCUCCUUUCAUUCGAGCAUACCUAUGGCUGAAUGAGCCACUUAUAGUAGCCAGUUGGAAAACACCCACACACACGCACACACGUGUGCUGCCCUUCACCAGUGCGCCAGUGCGUGUUGUAUGGGGCGCACACAGAGGUCUCUCUGGUCUGUGUCAGGUCGGCAGCCAUUCCUCGCAGAAGAAGAGCAAGUAGUCUGUCUGUUCGACGCCCUUGGCAUUAGAAAACAGUUGCCCGCUCUCUCCCUCUCUGCGGGGUGUGUGUGGGGGGGGGAAGGGUGGAGAAGGCGGUUGACAAAACCGAAAGGAGAAUGAGAAUACGACGCCACAUGAAGAGCAAAAGCAAAAGCAAAAUCAGAUGCAGAACGGUCAAUAGGUAUCCACGAGUCUCUCUCUCUCCCUCUCCCUGGUUCGCUUAAACGCCAGCCAUCGACACGACGCCAUCGGGAAAACGACACACAGCCAGACGGACAGAAACGAGUCGACUCCACCCAUCCAUCCAUCCAUCCAAAACGGUUGCAUACACACACAGCCAGGCAGGCAGGCAGGCAGGCAGGAAAACAGGCAGGCACCGCACAUUCGCUUCGACUCGACAGACAGACAGACAGACGGACACAGGAAAACCAAAAUCACUCCAAACCAUGUGGCACCAAAAAAAAAAACCCAUGUAGCCAUUCAGUCGGCCAUCCAUCCAUCCAGAGAAGUAGGUCCGCAGAAAGGGGGCAGGGCAUGGCGGGGCGGGGCGUACGGACAAAGCGGGGAGGGGAGGGGAGGGGAGGGAGGGGGGCCGAUUCACGCCCUCCCUCCCUCCCUCCAGUAGUCUUUUUACAGACUUACUUACGACGUACGUGUGAAUAUUCUUCGCAGGCAGGCACGUGGACAGGCAGGCAGGCAGGCAGAAAGAAAGACAGUCAUAGGGCAGAAAGACAGUCAUAGGGCGCGGCGCAUACUCACACACACAAACACGCCACGCCCCUCUCUCUCUCUCUCCCCUGCACGACGUAAGCAGGUGUGUGUUGGUGGCACCGCCCUGAUGCAUCCCCCCACACCACACCACACCACACUACACCACACCACACACAUCCCUAUAAAAGGAAUGCGACCCCUCCCUCCCUCCCUCCCUCUCAGUCUCCUCUCCGCAGACCACACUCAGCCACGCAGAGAGAGAAAAAUCAACCCAAGCCCCCCCCCCACCCCCACUCACUCAUUGUAUCCCCAGCUCCUUCGACUUGCUGGUCUUGACGACAGGCUGCUGCUGUGGCUGCAUCUCGGGCGACGAGUCGCCAUCCUGCGUCGUCAUCGACGGCGAGUCCAGCUCGCCCCCUUGGCCUGGGCCUGGUGGGGUGGUGGAAGCCUUCUGUGCGGCGGCGCUGUGUGCCGCGUGUGACGGCGUGGGCACGCAGCUUAUCGUGGCGAGCCCGGGGUACCACAUCUCCACGAGCUCACAGAGGGUGGCAAAGGCGGCCUCGAGGUCGUCGUUGACGAGGUUGUAGUCGAAGCCGACCUUGUCGGCCUCCUCGAUCUCCUUGAUAGCGUUGGUGAGGCGCUUCUUGACUUUGUCCUCACUCUCGGUGCCGCGGCCGCGCAAGCGCGUCUCGAGCACCGAGAGGGAGGGGGGCCGGAUGAAGACAUAGUGGGCCUGGCUGGCCAAGGCGCUAUUCUUCACCUGCAAGACUCACACACAGACACACAGGGAGAAAUGGGCGUGUGUGAGAGAGUGGGAAAGGGCAACGGCCGGACCUGCUUGACGCCCUGGACGUCGAUCUCGACGAUGCAGACCUUGCCCUUGCACCUGACGCGCUCGACGGCCUCGAUGGAGGUGCCGUAGACGUUGCCGUGCACUUCGGCGUGCUCCAGGAACCGGCCCUCCUUGACGGCCUUCAAAAUCCUCUCCUUGGUCUCAAACAGAUAAUGCACACCAUGCUCCUCACCUGCACACACACAAGCGCCGUGCCCAACACCUCCUUCCACCUGUCAAUCUGUCUGUCUGUGUGCGCGUGUGUGUGGUGGUGUGUUGCGCAUGCUCACCAGUCCUGGGCGGCCUGCUGGUGUGGCUGACCGAGAAGCCGAAGGCCUUGGGGUACUUCUCCCUCAGCUUGGCCACCAACGUCCCCUUGCCCACCCCAGACGGCCCCGCCACCACCAGCAGCGGCUGCUGCUGCUCCAGAUGCAUCCCCUUGGCCCCACCCGCAACCUCCCCCCCAUAGCCGCCUCCGUACGACGCCCUCGUCGACGCCAGGCUGAGCGUCGACUGGUGCGGCGAAGAGGGUUUGCCAAACUCGCUGUCAGGCUCGCCGCCGCCGCCGCCGCCGCCAUGAUGGGCACGCUUGACCCCGACCGAGAUUGAGGGUUCGAGCAGUCGGAGGCCCUGCUGCACAGCGGGAUUGUAGAGAGCGUGGUGGUGGAAAGAGGCUUUGACGGGGUAGGCACUGGGGUUGCGGGGCGGGGGGAGGAAGGACGAACCGGACAGAGCGCCCGACAUCGACAGGUUCGACGCGGAACGGGCCGCAGCUGCCGAUACUGAUGCCGCCGACGCCGCCUGGCUCUCCAUCAGCACGAUCCCGCCAAGAGCAACAGCCCUGCCGGUCGCCAACAAGACCGCUGCUGCUGAGAGCACCGUCCGCACCCCACUGCUGCCGGUUAUUCUGCCGACAGACCGACAGACGGGGUGAAAACGACCAAGGUCAAACGCUAUGCUGACAACCUCAUGUCAGCCUCACACACCCCUGCUCCCGCGCCGAGGUGUUUUCUCCUCUUCUG